Messenger RNA from Ziziphus jujuba (common jujube), 1611 nucleotides. RefSeq names its product protein DETOXIFICATION 14. The record is from RefSeq and is a predicted model, not a curated record. The transcript has 7 exons. NCBI's taxonomy places the organism in Eukaryota, Viridiplantae, Streptophyta, Magnoliopsida, Rosales, Rhamnaceae. Gene Ontology annotation, biological process: xenobiotic detoxification by transmembrane export across the plasma membrane. The coding region runs from base 68 to 1489 and encodes 473 amino acids. Gene Ontology annotation, molecular function: antiporter activity; xenobiotic transmembrane transporter activity. Gene Ontology annotation, cellular component: membrane.
CUUGAUCUAUUUUGUUCUAUUUUCUUAUAGACUCUCCAAGGGACUUAAGGGCAGACUAAAGAUAAAUAUGGGAGAAAGAUGGAGUGUGUUCGUUGGGGAGCUGAAAAGGGUGAGCUUCAUAGCUGCACCAAUGGUGGCAGUGACAGUGAUGCAGUACCUCUUGCAAUUUGCGAGCGUGAUGAUGGUAGGGCAUCUUGAUGAACUCUCACUUUCUGGGGUCUCCAUUGCUACCUCUUUCACAAGUGUUACGGGCUUCAGUUUUCUUUUUGGGUUGGCUGGUGCAUUGGAGACUCUAUGUGGACAAGCAUAUGGAGCAGAGCAAUAUCAAAAGCUUGGAAUUUAUACUUACGCUUCCAUUAUCUCUCUCAUUCUUGUUUGCCUCCCUGUAUCUCUUCUCUGGUUAUUUACGGAAAAGAUAUUAAGAUUGACAGGCCAAGACCCUUCAAUUUCUUUUGUAGCACAAAAGUACUCCAUUUAUCUUAUCCCAAAUCUAUUUCCCUAUGCUAUACUUCAAUCUUUGAUCCGCUAUUUCCAGACUCAGGGCUUGAUUCUUCCAAUGUUCUUCAGCUCCUUAGCAACUCUGUGUUUUCAUGUACCUCUGUGUUGGGUUUUAGUUUUCAAAUUGGAAUUAGAAAUACUUGGAGCAGCAUUAGCCAUUAACUUAUCAUAUUGGCUUAAUGUGAUCUUACUUGGGUUUUACAUGAAGUUUUCUUCAUCAUGUGAAAAGACACGAGCUGUGUUUUCGAAGGAAGUUUUCUUGAGUAUAAAAGAGUUCUUCCGCUUCGCUAUCCCAUCAGCUACAAUGGUUUGUCUUGAAUGGUGGUCUUAUGAGGUUCUUAUUUUGCUUUCUGGGCUUGUGCCAAAUCCAAAGCUAGAGACUUCAGUGUUGUCAAUAUGUUUUUCAAUUACCUACUUGCACUACAACAUCCCAUAUGGGUUUGGAGCUACAGCAAGCACGCUGGUUGCACAUGAGUUAGGAGCCGGACAUGCUAAGACGGCUAAAGUAGCUGUUUGUGCUGUAAUGGUUCUUGCAGUUUUGGAGACUGUUAUAGUGAGCGCAACUCUCUUCUUUAGCCGCCAUAGAUUGGGAUAUGCUUUCAGCAAUGACAGGGAAAUUGUGGACCAUGUUGCGGAUAUAAGUCCAUUGAUUUCUCUCUCAAUCAUUAUGGACGGCUUACAAGUGGUAUUUUCAGGGGUUGCUAGAGGAAUUGGAUGGCAACAUAUAGGGACCUAUAUUAAUCUUGGUGCAUAUUACUUAGUUGGAACUCCGGUUGGUGUAGUCUUGGCUUUUGUUUUUCACUUAAGAGGGAAGGGCCUUUGGAUUGGUUUGGUGACAGGAUCUACUGUGCAAGCUCUUUUGUUUGCUACCAAAACAAGUCUCACACAUUGGCAAAAGCAGGCAUCAAAAGCAAGAGAGAGGAUAUUGGAGGGUGAUUGUAACACCCCGACCCAAACCACAUCGGAAUUCGUGCACGUUGACCGAGGUUGACCAUUGACCGAGUGGGUCAAAAGUUGACUUUUUGUUCUAGUUGACCAUGGUAUCGUGGCGAAGUGCAUGAUGCCCCGAGUUCAUAGACUAGUAGCACGUCGAAAACAGAGCUACGGUUUGAA